GGACGUAAGGGGGAGGGAGGGGGGUUAUUUAUAGGGGCCGUGCCUGUGCCCAAAAUUUCCCCGGAGCUUUAAAGGAACAGUAGACCGUCCCCCAACCCAACACCUUCAAUCAUUUUCGAUCAGUGACGACGAUGGUGGGGGAAUUGAGAGGUGCCCAUCACCGUAGCUGUCCGAAUUGCUUUCUCUGCCUUCACAAUGAAUGAAUGAAUGCCUUAUGGCCCCGACCCCCAAUCGAUUUGUUUUACUUUAAUCCCCUCCUAUUUCAUUUCAUGGUAUGCUUACUCUUUUCAGGGUUAUUCAAACGUGCUCUGCUUUUUGAUUGAUUGAUUGAUCCAUCCAUCCAUCGAUUGAGGUGAAGUGGAUUGGGUUGGGUUUGGUGUAUCGGAUUAGAUUCUAAGCAAAGAUUGAGCUGACCCUUGGCCAGAAUUCGAUUCUACUACCCUUUAUUUUAUCGGUGGGCUGAGCUUCACUGCAGUCCCUUCAUCUCUCAGAUGGACAGGAGGAGUUGGCUGUGGCGGCGGAAGUCUUUGGAGAAGAGCGGUGGCGGUGGCGAAACGGAGAGCUCCGGAUCAUUGUCGUCCCACUCGGAGAGAUUCUCUGAUGAUCAGACUCUGUCCAAUGUUAACACUCACUCUCCUGAAGUCACAUCUAAAGGAGAUGACCAAGAACUCGAUGAAAGUCUGAAGACCCUCUCCGAGAAACUAUCAGAAGCACUUGAGAACUUACGGGCUAAGGAAGAGUUGGUCAACCAGCAUGCUAAAGUUGCCGAGGAAGCUGUUUCGGGAUGGGAAAGGGCUGAGAAUGAAGUUUCGGCCCUGAAGAAACAAAUCGAUGCCUUAACUCAGAAGAACUCAAUCCUUGAGGAGCGUGUAGGCCAUCUCGAUGGAGCCCUCAAGGAGUGCUUGAGGCAGCUCCGUCAGGCGAGGGAGGAGCAAGAAGAGAAGAUAUAUGAUGUUGUCAAGAAAAGCAACGAAUGGGAUGUGAACAAGUCCGAGCUUGAAAAUGAGCUUGUUGAGCUGCGUAAUAAACUCGAAUCUGCCAAAACCGAAGCUGGAAACCCUGUGCUUGCUGAUGCCCUUUAUCGGCUACAUGUUUCUGAGAAAGAGAACUCCAUCCUUAAGCUUGAGCUCGCUAAAAAAGCUGAUAAGUUGGAAUUAGUGGCCCGUGAGAAAGAGUUGAGCAUUCUUGCUGCUGAAAAUGCUAGCAAGCAACAUCUCGAGAGCAUCAAGAAAGUUGCGAGACUUGAAGCAGAAUGCCGCAGGUUACAGGCAGUGGCUCGUAAAGCAGCAGGUACUGAUGAUUACCGGUCAACUGCUGCCUCUUCUGUUUAUGUCGAAUCCUUCACCGACAGUCAGUCGGAUAGUGGGGAAAGGGCACAAGUUGUCGCAAAUGACAGCCGUAAAAAUGGUGGGUUCAGGUCAUUUGUUGAUCCAUGCCAUGCCCACUUAGGACAAUGUAAGUCCGACAUUAGCGUUGAACAUGGUUCAGUUAUUCCUUCCAUGGGGAUCGAUUUGAUGCAUGAUUUUCUUGAGAUGGAGAGGCUUGCAUCCUUAUACGAGACCGGGAAUCACAGCACUUGUGGAGAUCAACAAAAUUGUUUGAAAGAUGAUAUGGAACCUUUGAUUAACAGGGUAGCCGAACUGGAAGAUAACUUGAGGAAGAUAACCGGGGAGAAAGAGAGCCUCGAGAUUGCUCUGGACGAGUGCCGAACUCGACUCCAAUCUUCAGAAGAUCAACGCAAGCAAACAGAGGUGGAGUUGAAUAAACAGCUGGCUCUGGAGGUUGAAGCAAAGCGAAAUGCAGAAGCAAACCUGAUACAAAUCAAGGACCUGUUGGAGAAAGCGAACAAAAUGAAGGACAUUGUCAGCAUAGAACUCGACAAUGCCAAUCGAAGGAAGGAGAAGGCAGAGUCGCAACUCGAAUCAACACAAGUUGAAUUAGAUCGCUUGAAGAAAGAAAUUGAAGAAGAGAGAAUUGUUUACAGGGAAGCCGUCGAAAAGUGCAACAAACUAGAAGCCGAACUGUCAAGGACAAAAGUCGAGUACGAUUCCCAGAGAUCAUCCAUAUUGGAGGAGUUCAGAAUCAACCAGGAUAAAGAAAUGGCCAUAGCUUCCCGUAAAUUCUUCGAGUGCCAACAGACGAUCGCAUCGCUUGGCCGCCAGCUGAAUUCGCUAGCGGCGUUGGAAGAUUUAUUGAUUGACGAGGAGGGGCUGGACGUCUCCGGCCGCUGCUGAAUGAAUGGGCAGAGUGGCACUGGUUAGUUAGCUACUCACUGCAGUUUUGUGCUUCAAAAACUAUACAAUUUUUCGACUACAUUAUUUAUUCGCGGGGGAAGAUAUAAAUUUAUUUAUAUAUAUUGUUAGCAUGUGUAAAAUAAUACUUGUACAAAUUACAUGAUUCGUUUAAUAUAAUUAUGAAUCACAAGUUUUGUC
Andrographis paniculata is the source of this 2432-nucleotide messenger RNA. RefSeq names its product filament-like plant protein. The record is from RefSeq and is a predicted model, not a curated record. Bases 492 to 2234 code for a protein of 580 amino acids. The transcript has 5 exons. Lineage: Eukaryota; Viridiplantae; Streptophyta; Magnoliopsida; Lamiales; Acanthaceae.